AUACUAUCCCUAUUUCCUCCCACCAUUUUCUGUGGAAAAGAAACACAAAUAAGUGUGUGUUUCGUGCAUUGGCUCCAUGCUAAUAAUUUAUUAAUUUGUCGACCCAGGCAUGGGCAUCCAUUAGUUCCCUUAUUUCACUGUCCUCAGUCUCUGCUUUUACCCUGAAAACACUCUCUUUUGUCGUUUUGUUGUUAACUCCACUCAUUAUCCAAUCCCAACACUCCCCUACUCCUUUCUUCUCCCUACUCACUCACAACGGCACUUUGGAGCACAGCCACCACGAUUCCAACCUUAUAUUCUCACAUCUCUCCCUCACAACAUAAUCAUUCACAUUCACAUUUCACAUUUUUCUCCAUCCAAAAAAAAGCAACUAACUAGGUUAAUUAGUCACCAUCUAAAAAAAAAACACAAAAUAACAAAUAAAAUUAAAACCAAGCUUACACGUAUGGAUCUGUUAACAUCCACUUAUAUCACUCUCACUGCCCUUCUUUUUCUCACUCCCAAAGGUGUAACUGGUUCUACCUUCACAUUUGUGAACAGAUGCGAUUACACAGUAUGGCCAGGGAUUCUAGCAAAUGCCGGUACCCCAACACUCGGAAGCACCGGUUUUGAACUCCCCCAAGAAACUUCCCGUACUUUUCAAGCUCCCGCCGGUUGGUCCGGCCGGUUCUGGGCCCGAACCGGUUGCAACUUCGACAGAUCCGGUUCCGGUUCAUGUCUCACCGGAGACUGCGGUUCCGGCAUGAUUGAAUGCAACGGUGCCGGAGCUGCUCCUCCGGCUACCCUCGCAGAGUUCACUCUUGGAACUAUUGGACAAGACUUCUACGACGUGAGUCUCGUCGACGGUUACAAUCUUCCAAUGAUUGUGGAAGGUACGGGUGGGUCGGGUUCGUGUGCGUCGACUGGGUGUACGUCGGAUCUGAACCAACAAUGUCCGGCGGAGUUGAGAGCUUCUGAUGGAAGCGCGUGUAAGAGCGCGUGUGAGGCUUUUGGAAGUCCUGAGUAUUGUUGUAGUGGCGCGUAUGGUUCACCGGAUACUUGUAGGCCUUCUAUUUACUCGGAGAUGUUUAAGGCAGCUUGCCCUAGAUCGUAUAGCUACGCAUACGAUGAUGCUACGAGUACUUUUACUUGUACUGCUGCGGAUUAUACCGUUACCUUUUGUCCAUCUUCUCCAAGUAAAAAAUCAUCACAAUAUCCAAGCCCAAUGACAUCAACAACAUUACCAGGGACAGGGACAGGAUUAGGGACUCCUCAGAUUGGAACAGGGUCCGAAGGGGGAGUGGUAUACACAGGCACAGACACUCCAAUUGGGUAUUCAGUUCCUGUUUCUGGAGGAGAGACCAUGCUUGCGGAUGGAUCAUAUUUAGCUGGUUUGGCCAUGGGAGACUCAUCUACAACAUCUUUCUCUGCGUUUGUUUACUCCUUUGCUUUUUUGCUUAUUAUCUUAUUGUUUUAGUAUUUAGCUCUUUUGAUAUUAUCGUGGUCUUUUGGUUUGUUAAAUGUAAAUGGGAUUUAGAUUUUCGGGUUUUUGGGUUUUAUGAAUUUUGGCUUGUUGGCCACUAAAGCUGACAGAUUCUUCUUGCUUAUUCGAUCAAAAUGUUAUUCGGUCUUUCAUUCGUUAAGGUUUGUGCUUGUUUUAAA
Molecule: messenger RNA, 1641 nt
Organism: Cicer arietinum (chickpea)
Lineage: Eukaryota; Viridiplantae; Streptophyta; Magnoliopsida; Fabales; Fabaceae
Product: thaumatin-like protein 1
Source: RefSeq, a predicted model, not a curated record